AGUGGCAAUCAUCUUCAACUCAGUCAGCGUAUCCCACGUGAGACAGCAUAGCCAAUGAAAAGAGAGGCUUUGUACCCGCCGCAAAGCUGAUCUGAGGAUGUAUUUGCACGAAAUAGCUCAACUUUGUCAAGCUUUGAGAGUGUCAAAUUCUUAGUAAUCAUAAAAAAUUUGAAAAAAUAUGAAAGUGCAAUAAUCCGUCGAUUAUAAGAACAACUGAAAUUAAAUUUCGGUUCAACAAAUUCGAAAUAUUGGGCUUUAAAGUAUGGUAUUAUUCCGUCGCCAUUUUGACUAAGUUUAGUUGUAAGUGCUGAUGGUUUGAUAGAAUUAUUUACAAAUUUCUUGGAGAUUUCUUAAGAUUUUGAAGACUUUUUCAUUUCGUGCAAUUUCGGAAAGUGUAAGGAUGACACAACAAACAAAUACAACGAACUGGGUGAUACAAGGAUCGAAUGGGCAGCCUCAAAUGAUUAAAUUGAUGCAACCUACAGGAAAAACUUUUAAUGGCAUAAUGACUUCAGCAAUGACUGGGCAACCAGUGAAAAUUAUCAAGACAUCAGCUUCUGCUUCUGAUGAUUCUCAACAGAUUUAUGCUACCAGCCUCGCCUCUAAUCAAGUUUUAAGAACUAUAUCAACGCCUAAAAUAGUAACAAAAGCCAUUCCAAUUCAAGUUAACAAAGUGCCCACUUUAAAAACCAUAAAAUUAACCCCAUCACAAAUGCAAGGUAUCAAACUUGCGCCCCCUUUGAAUUCUACAAAAGUCCAGAUUUCUCAGCUCAACUCUACUUCGUCCUCGGUACCUGUUUUUACUUCUCAAACUUCGCCAAUAUCGAAAAACGUGACACCUCCAAUUUUAUCGAGGAAGAGACAAGAACACGUGGAAUUGGAAUACGCACCAGAAUCAAAACGUGGGCGAAAAUCGGAAAAAGUGGGUAAAGGUCUCCGUCACUUUUCUAUGAAAGUAUGCGAGAAGGUCAAGCAGAAAGGUACAACCACUUAUAACGAAGUAGCAGAUGAAUUGGUAACGGAAUUCACCAGUUCAACAAAUAAUUCUUUGGCGGAUCAGUACGAUCAAAAAAACAUCAGGAGAAGAGUGUAUGAUGCUCUCAAUGUAUUAAUGGCCAUGAAUAUUAUUUCUAAAGAAAAGAAAGAAAUUAGGUGGAUAGGACUACCUACGAAUUCUCUCCAGGAAUGCCAUCAGCUCGAACAAGAGAUGCAAAAUAAAUUAAGGACAAUAAUAGAAAAGGAGAGGCAAUUAAAUGAGCUGAUCCUCAAUCAAAUCGCUUUUAAGAAUUUGGCCCACCGUAACAGGGAAAACGAAAAAUUAUACGGAAUGCCAUCUCCGAAUUCUUACAUCCAGCUGCCUUUUAUCGUUGUCAAUACUAAUAAGAAGACUGUUAUUAAUUGUAGUAUUUCUAAUGAUAAGAUGGAAUAUUUGUUUCAAUUCAAUAACAAAUUUGAAAUUAAUGAUGACAUGGAGAUUUUAAAAUCAAUUGGAAUGUUAUCAGGUUUAGAUACUGGUACCUGUACGCCUGAGAAUUUAGAGAAAAUCAAGACGUUAAUUCCACAAUCGUUAUGGCCAUAUUUGGAUAAAAUAGCUAAUGGACGACCACAUUCGUACGACAGUUUUCUUGAAGAAUCGAGUGCGGGAACUAGUUCGUUUUCUGUACUCAAUCCAGACGAAUUAGUAGAGGCGCGAUUGGACGAAGAUAAUUCGCGUCAGUCGUCUAGUUUCGAUCCGUUAUCGCCCAGUCCGCAAGAUUAUUCCGAAGAAGAAGCCGAAUCGGACAUUUCUAGUGAUAAUGAUGUCCAUUAGUAUUUUUAUUGUUGCAUUGUACUCCGAUAUCGUGAGUGUGUAUUUUCGUACAAUUUUCAGAUAAUUCGGCGCGACGUCCAACUCGUUACAAAAUCGGUCUAUAAAAAAAAAUUAUUUUUUUAGAAAGUUUUCCACAAAUUAUUUUAAUUUUAUUAUUUUUUCUUUUAAAAAAUUUUGAAUUUUUUAAGUCUCCGAAUUAUUUCUCUAAUUACAAUUGGUUUGUUAGUUGUAGGUCUAGAAUUGUCGCAUUUAUUUAUUUAUUAUACAAUCACCGCAUAAUUUCCAGGUGAAAAUUUUUUCCUGAAAUCUAUGGAGAUGUUUCGAAUCAGUACUUUUUGUGAUGUUGUAAACCUCAAACAGUAGAUAUUCGUUUGCAGAGAUUGCACAAUCUUUGGUUACUUUCCGACAGAGUAAAGGUUUUAUGAGUUAUUGCAUUGAUUUUUAGUCUAAUUGGUUGUCUGUAAUCGUUUAAAAACCAUUCCUGAAUUCAAUUUGUUUACACUUUUUCUAAUGAGUCUUUAUAUCCUAUGGGUUUCACAUAUCGAUCCCAAAUAUGUUUCUCAGAGGACAAAUCUUUACACCUACAAGUGGAAACCAGUAAUUUUCUUGAAUCUUUUUUCUACACGGGAAGGUUUUGAAUCGGUAAAAGGCUUUUUUAUUGUUCUGAAAUCAAAAAUACCUUGUUGUUUUAGGUCAUUAGGUUUUUCUAUAGCAUUCCUAAAUCAAUUUUAAUACCAAUGUCUAUGUUCGUCUAUUUGCAAUAGUCCAGUUUUCAAUUCUACUUUGACUUGAAAAACUAGUGGACAUUUUAUGCCGAUACCAGUUUCUGUCGUGGUUGUUUAAUCAUCUGUAUACCAUUUUAUAUUUUCCUUUAUUUUCAUAAUUUUUCUUACUACUUAGUAUCAUAAACUCCAUAUUCAUGCUUAUUUUUUCCAUCAUUUGCGUUUUAUCCUUUUUAUUUUGAAAAAAAAAAUUACAUUUGUCAAAUUUGGAUUUUUGUACACCGAAAAUCAAUUUCAAAUGCCGAAUCUUUACAAAAAAAAGACAAGCGAAAAAAUAACCUUUUUUACAUGAAAAUAUUGUAGCGAAAAUUAGCACCAAAAUAUAUUUUUGUCUAUUAGAUCGAGAAAACGAAAAAGUAAUAAAAUUUCCGAGUGAUAAAUAUCAAGUGCUUAAAAAAAGUUUGUAGAUACUGAUCGGUUUUUUUUUGUAAUGGACCAAAUUCCCAUUAUUAAAUAAUUUACUCACAAUCUAAAAUUUAUUUUACAGACCGAAUGAAAAGUAGAGUCGAUUUUUUAUUCAUGUAAUCAUAUAUUAACAACUACUAUUAAUUAUUCAAGCACUAAAUUCUAAUUCCCUUUGCUCAUUUCCUCCAUUUGCACAAGUUUCUGGAACCUUGAACUGAACACACUACUUUCUACACUGACAGUCACACUAUUUGGUCCUAUGAACUCUAUUCGUCGCUGUUUCAUACUUGCCUCAAAGGAACAAACAGACCAUUUGGCAACACUACGCCUUGGUGAGUUAAUAUUAAGAUAUGUGGUUAAUCAAAGAAAUUACUCUUAAUAAGAAAGGAUUUGUUGCCUGUUAAUAAGAACAAUAAAAGAAACAUCUAUACAAUAGACAACGAUUCACAUGGGCACAUUUAUUAAAUCUAGUACAGAAAUACGAAUUAAGUUAAUCAUAUUUGCUUCACUGCUACCUGUAAAUCUAAAAUCAAAUUAGAACAACAAUUUAGUACAUCGAACGACUUAACCUUGUAAGGAACCGCAUGCGUAACGUUUUCUUUUUAGUAUAUAAUCGCACGGUAUACAUCAUUUAAGACUUGUGGUCAUGUUAAAUCCGCCACAUUAAAAAUCUAGUAGUUGAUAAUAUAUGAAUAACAAAACGAUAAAUAAUUCAUUAUGAAAUAAUCUAUACCCCGAAUUUUUUACUUUUACCCGAAUUAUGUCACAUUUUUAAGUAUUACAAAUUUUUUAUAUAUAUAUUUUUCCCAUUCCCUGGAAUUUGUACAUAUUUUGGAAGAAACUGCGUGACAGAAAUGUUUGUUGUAAUUAUUUUUGUAUAUAUAUAUUUUUUUUUGAAUAAAAUCAGUUUUUUUGUUGGAUAUAGUAACAGUUAGGUUAUACAAUCUUUACAUUUAUGUUUGAUUUUUAAAUUUUUAUUGUUAAAAUUAAAAUUAGAUUAAGAACCUUUAUGUGUACAAACACACACACACACAAAUUGAUGAUUUUAUUCCGAAAUCAAUAAACUCAAAACAACGUUUACAAAA
Molecule: messenger RNA, 4082 nt
Organism: Diorhabda sublineata
Lineage: Eukaryota; Metazoa; Arthropoda; Insecta; Coleoptera; Chrysomelidae
Gene: Dp
Product: transcription factor Dp-1
Exons: 10
Coding region: 401-1810 (469 amino acids)
Biological process (GO): regulation of transcription by RNA polymerase II; regulation of cell cycle
Cellular component (GO): transcription regulator complex; nucleus
Molecular function (GO): RNA polymerase II transcription regulatory region sequence-specific DNA binding; DNA-binding transcription factor activity, RNA polymerase II-specific
Source: RefSeq, a predicted model, not a curated record